Salvelinus fontinalis (brook trout) is the source of this 4733-nucleotide messenger RNA. RefSeq names its product myosin light chain kinase, smooth muscle-like. The record is from RefSeq and is a predicted model, not a curated record. Bases 291 to 2438 code for a protein of 715 amino acids. Lineage: Eukaryota; Metazoa; Chordata; Actinopteri; Salmoniformes; Salmonidae. Gene Ontology annotation, biological process: protein phosphorylation. The transcript has 14 exons. Gene Ontology annotation, molecular function: ATP binding; protein kinase activity; protein binding.
AGAGAGCUAGCUAGUGGCUGUAGCCAGUGUGAAAGCAAUGCCAGAUGAGGUGUGAAUUGUGAACCAAAGGGAACAUAUGAGAGUUUGACACAUUGCUUUGCAGAGAGAUGGAAAGUGAAAGAGAUAAGAGUGUGAGCGAGAGAGAAAUCAAGAAGAAAUAAAAGGAGACAGCCAAUAAGAGGAGAGGGCGAAAAAGGGGUCGUUGACAGACAGCGAAUUGGAAACCUUGUCGUGUCUGCUUAACAUUGAAUGGUUGCCUCUUCAGAUUUGGCCAUUUUCACCUGGCAAAGAUGGACAAGGCCAGCAUGAGCCCCAAGAAGACUUUCGUGUCCACUUUUCGGAUGAAUUUUAAGCCUGCCGCCCCUCAGUGUGUGUUGAAGGGGAUCAAGAAUGAGCUGGAGGACAGGGACACUGCUCAGGGGGGUAGCAGCAAGCAGAGAACCAUAUCAACAGAUAUCACCUCAAAAAAACGAGUCUCCACUGAAAAGGGUCCCCUGCUGGAGUUUCUUGACCCCCAAGAGCAGCUGGAGGUGCGGGUGGGAGGGCAGGCCAGACUCCACUGUGCCUUCAGGAGCUGCAGUGUUCCUGUGGCUUCCUGCUGGAUCUACAACAGAGAGCAGGUGGUUGCAGGCAGGCCGAGGACUCGUGUAGAGAGCAGUGACACUGACAGCAGUGUGGAGAUAUCUCAGGCUUGUCCGGACGAUGCGGGUACAUACACUAUAUUGGUGCGGAAUCGCAGGGGCUUGGCUCAGCACACAGUCACCCUCAAUGUUAUCGACCGGCCUCACCCUCCGGCAUCUAGUCCCAUGGUCUCCCAGCUCUCCUCCUGCUCCCUGGUCCUGUCAUGGUCGGGGCCCAGCUACGACGGGGGCACUGCCGUCACAGGCUACGCGGUGGAGGUGAGACGAGAAGGCACUGAGAAGCCUGAGGACUGGACUGAGGUGACGACCCGUUGCAAGAACACCUCAUACCGGAUCCGCUCGGUCCUGGAGCCCCUGGGGGAGUACCGCUUUCGCGUUCGGGCCUACAAUUUGGCAGGUGUCAGUGAGCCGAGUGAGGUGUCGGACUGUGUCAAGAUGGACACCAGAGGAGAGACAAAAGAGGAAUCCCAAUCGUAUGUGACUGUCACCAUUGACACCACGCACAAAGUCAAGGAUCAUUACAAUGUGCAUGAGAAGCUGGGAGUGGGGAAGUUUGGCCAGGUGUUCAGGCUGAGUCACAAGGAGACAGGUCAGGUGUGUGCAGGGAAGUUCUACCGGGCCCAUAGCUCCAAGGCGAAGGCUUUGGCGCGCAGGGAGAUCGAGCUGAUGAACUAUCUCCACCACCCCAAGCUGGUGCAGUGCCUCGGGGCCUAUGACACCCGCUCCGAAAUCAUCAUGGUGAUGGAGUACAUUGCCGGCGGGGAACUGUUUGAGCGCAUCGUGGACGACAACUUUGAGCACACGGAGCCUACCAGCGCACGCUACAUGCAACAGCUCCUGGAGGGCAUGCAGUACAUCCACCGGCAGAACAUUGUCCACUUGGACCUCAAGCCAGAAAACAUUGUGUGUGUGGACACCACGGGCACGCGGAUUAAGAUCAUCGACUUUGGCCUGGCAGCCAAGCUGGAGCCUGGUACUCCACUGAUGGUGAUGCAUGGGACGCCUGAUUUUGUGGCCCCUGAGGUGAUCAGCUACGAGCCGGUGGGGUUGGCCACUGACAUGUGGAGCAUCGGAGUCAUCUGUUUCAUCUUACUGAGCGGUGAGUUGCCCUUCCAAGGUAACAGUGACGCAGAGACCCUGAGCCUGGUGACGGCCGCCUGCUAUGAGUUUGACCAGGAAAGCUUCGAGGACAUCUCGGACCAGGCUAAAGACUUCAUCACCUCUCUGCUCAAGAAGGACACAAGGUGUAGGCUGUUGUGUGACGAGGCCCUGGCCCACCCCUGGAUGGCCUCUUUUACCCUUCUGGUCCGCCGGCCCACCAAGGUCCUCAAGAAGGACAAGAUUCGACGUUUCUUGGCCAAGCGCAGAUGGAAGAAAACAGGCAAGGCUGUCCUGGCACUGCAGAGGAUGGCAAACCUUACCAACGGAUCUGACUCUCCUGGCAGCCCUGGGGAGGAGGCUAGCUGGAGCCCGGCAGCAGAGCAGGCCAUUCAAACCCUGGAUCAGGAGCUGCAGAGCGAACCCCGCUUCCAGCAGGUCCUAAGGGACACCAGCCAGCCGCGUGGAUCUACCGCCCGCCUGGCCUGCCGUGUCCAGGGCUAUCCGGAGCCGGAGGUGGUGUGGUUUAAGGAUGAGGAGCCUGUGGAGUCGUCGUCGCGGGUCACCGUGGAGUACGACGGCAUGUGUGAGCUGGUCCUGACUGACCUGGGACCUGCCGACUCUGGGGUUUACAAGUGCAGAGCCACCAACGACCUAGGGGAGGCGCUGUGCUCGGCCAAACUUACCGUGGAACUGUAGCCUGAAAACACAAAACAACAUCUGGAUCUCUAAUCUCCACCUAUUUCUCCAAAGUGUGCACUUUACGUUAUGGAUUUAACAAUGGCGGAAACUCCCUAGUAGCCGAUGAUAACACCAAUCCAAUGUUUUGAAUCCAUAACGGGAAGUGUGGAAGUGCACACUUUGGGAGAAGGGUGCGGAAUCGGGAUGUAGCCUACAAUCAAUGUUGGGGAAGCUACUCUGAAAAGAUAGUUUACCAAACUAUCAAUUACUUCACACUGGAAGAAGUUACGCUACAAAUUUCAAGAACCGAUCACUCGUGUUAAUAGAAUGUUUUUGUGCUUAAUAGGACAAAUUACACAAUGUGUCAAGUGAGAAUUGGACAGGUCUGAUGUCGAAAAGGAAAUUGCCUACUUCACCCAUAUUUUAGCAAAAUAAAGUGUGUAGUAGUUAGCUAAAUGGCAAAAAAAAGUAAUUAACUGCUGAAACCACUAUCAAGAUUUUAAUUUAGCUUAACUACUACCAAGCUACUGCAAAAUAUAGUUUAAUUAGCAAUUGAACUACAACGCAAUCUAGAAGGUGACCUUGGUCUAAAAUGUAGAAUUGUUGUGAACUGCUCUGAGGUGGAAGAACUGAACCAGUGAAAGCAAAUUCAAGGGUGUUCAUUAGGACACUGUACAGAGAGUACCUGUUUACAUGCCAUUUCUUUGUUGUUGCUUUUUCAGUUUUUUGACCCUGGGAUAGAUUGACCACUCAUAUAAAAUCAAAUUUAUUUAUAUAGCCCUUCGUACAUCAGCUGAUCUAGAGUGCUGUACUCAAAGUGCUGUACAGAAACCCAGCCUAAAACCCCAAACAGCAAGCAAUGCAGGUGUAGAAGCACGGUCGGUCAUGUUUCUUUCCCAUCUCCUAUGACUUCCGGUCAUUGCAAGAUGUAGGAGAGAUGAGAAGGCCACUUUAGACUUGCAAUACGGUCAUUGUUAAAAUGUCCAUGGAUGUCAAGGGUGGCUCAAAAACAAUAGAAUACACAAUGGGCUGAACUGAGGUCUAAAAAUGUAACAGUAAGGCUAAAUGUAUAGCAAGGGCAAACUAAGAAAUGACAAGUGCACAAGGAUGGGUAAAUUCACUAUUGCAUGUUGACUUUUGUCAUGACUUCCAGACAGUAAACUGUUCCUCAAUGGUGCCUCUCGCAGCUAGAAGCACAAGGAGGGUGUAGAAAGUUCAAAACGCACCACUUUCCAUUCACUUUGAUUCAGUUCUGACACUUCAUUUGAUACACUAACUUUCAAUACCAGCAAAGUACAAUGCUAAACCAAACCCCUUGACUUUUCCCACAUUUUGAUACAGCACGAAUUUAAAAUGUAUUGAAUGUUUAUUUCUUUCAAAAUACCCCAUAAUGUUAGUGGAAUUAUGUUUUUAUAAAUGUUAACAAAUGAAUGAAAAGCUGAAAUGUCUUAAGUAUUAAACCCUUCGUUAUAGCAAGCCUAAAUAAGUUCAGGAAUAAAACUUUGUUUAACAAGUCACAAGUUUUAUGGACUCUCACUGUGUGCAAUUAUAGUGUUUAACAUGAUUUUUGAAUGACUACCGUAUCUUUGUACGGUUCCUCAGUCAAGCAGUGUAUUUCAAACAGAUUCAACCAAAGAUCAGGAAGGUUUUCCAAUGCCUGGCAAAUGACACCUAUCGGUAGAUGGGUUAAAAAGAAAAGCAGACAUUGAAUAUCCCUUUGGAUGGUGUAUCAAUACACCCAGUCACUACAAAGAUACAGGUGUCCUUCCUAACUAAGUUGCCGGAGAGGAAGGAAACCACUCAGGGAUUUCACCACGAGGCCAAUAGUUUAAAAACAGUUAUAAAAUAAUGGCUGCGAUAAGAUAAACUGAGGAUGGAUCAACAACAUUGUAGUUACUCCGAAAUACUAACCUUAUUGACAAUGAAAAAAAAAAAGAAAGGCUGUACAGAAUAAAAAUAUUCAAAAACAUUCAACAAGUUACUAAAGUAAUACUGCAACAAAAAAACACGGCAAUGCAAUUCACUUUUUGUCCUGAAUAGAAAGUGUUAGUAGUAUUGGAUUUGCCCAACAUAUGAGUACCACUUCCCAUAUUUUCAAGCAUUGUGUUGGCUGCAUCAUGUUAUGGGUAUGCUUGUAAUAAUUAAACUGGGGAGUUUUUCAGAAUAAAAAAGAAACUGAAUGGGGCUAAGCAGGCAAAAUUCUAGAAUAAAACCUGGUUCAGUCUGCUUUCCACCAUACACUGGGAGAUUAAUUCACCUUUCAGCAGUAAUAAUCUAAAACGUAAGGCCAAAUCUAUACUGGAGUGGCUUACC